AUGAUGGUAGAUAACUUAGUGCAUGCAGAAUUUAGAUCGAUUGCAAAUUUUACAUCACAUUAUUCAGCUAUCAUUGAUGUAUUCGACACAAUUUCAGGUGAUAACUCACGAGACAUGCGAGUCACUUUGAUCUAUAAAAAUUUGCCUAUCAUUCUUGAGGAUGAGGGAGGAAUGUGGCUUGGUAUUGGUUUUGGCUCAAAUACUAUGCUAGGUGCUGACAUCGUUAUCUGCUAGUGGGAUGAUUCAUUAUAAAAAGGUAAAUGUGGUGAUUACAUAGCUGAUAGUACGGGGCAUCCUGCAAAUAUUGCUGCUCUCCCUGCAGAUGAAGUAAACAACAUUCGUUAUGUCUCGGGAGUCAAGGCUGACAACAUGCUUGAAAUAAAGUUUAGGAGGUAUCUAUAAACUGGAGACUCUGAUGAUCAUUAGAUGUCGCCAGGAGAGUAGCUUGAUCUCGUGUGGGCAUUUGGAUUUCCAGAUAGACUUUAUCAUGGCUCAUCCAAUAGAGGAAAUUAGACAGUGUUACUUGAUUAGACAGUAGAAUCGGGGGCUUUUGAUUCACUUUGUAAAUCGUUUACAUAAAUUAUAUUUGGUUUGAUUUUAGUAACUAUUGUUGCGAUAAUUUGA
Stylonychia lemnae is the source of this 624-nucleotide messenger RNA. The record is from the annotation of a GenBank genome assembly. NCBI's taxonomy places the organism in Eukaryota, Ciliophora, Spirotrichea, Sporadotrichida, Oxytrichidae.